Molecule: messenger RNA, 307 nt
Organism: Micropterus salmoides (largemouth bass)
Lineage: Eukaryota; Metazoa; Chordata; Actinopteri; Centrarchiformes; Centrarchidae
Product: wiskott-Aldrich syndrome protein family member 1-like
Exons: 3
Coding region: 20-307 (95 amino acids)
Biological process (GO): positive regulation of Arp2/3 complex-mediated actin nucleation; actin cytoskeleton organization
Cellular component (GO): lamellipodium; SCAR complex; cytoskeleton
Molecular function (GO): protein kinase A regulatory subunit binding; Arp2/3 complex binding
Source: RefSeq, a predicted model, not a curated record
GUGGUGUUGCAGCAGAAGGAUGCCGCUGGUGAAGCGCACUAUCGAGCCCAGGCACCUGUGCCACACGGUUCUGCCAAGGAACAUCAAGAAUGAACUGGAGUGUGUGACUAACAUCUCCUUGGCCAACGUCAUACGCCAGCUCAGCAGCCUCAGUAAAUAUGCAGAAGACUUGUUUGGAGAGCUGUUCAACGAGGCACACACCUUCUCUUUCCGGGUCAACUCCCUGCAGGAACGCGUGGACCGCCUCUCCAUAAGUGUCACACAGUUGGACCCCAAAGAAGAAGAACUGUUAACAGCGCAGCUAUGA